AUGCCGAACCUUGGGAGCAUCAUGAGAAUCGGCGCCGGUAGUCUGAAUUCGGCGAGCGACUUCGAGGGUAACAUGAACACGUGGGAUGUUGCUCUCGUCACUGGUGGCUCGUCUUCUUCAACUUCGUCCUUAAAGUUAACAUUGUCAUCAACUUUGGCAGAUGGUGACCAGCAGCCGAUGAAAACCGCUGGCCACCAAUCGAGAGUACGAUUCGAUAGCAGAGGAGAGAGAAGGGAAGAAGGUACAAAGAACAGAAUAUUAGGAAACAGUACUGAUAAUACAAAAAAUAGAGAAACAAACAUAAGUUCGGGCUGUGAGAGUGAGAGUGGUUGUGUAGCCAAAAGCAGUGGUAGUGGUCAGACUGGUGAUACCAGUGGUACUAUAAGAAGUGUUGAUUUCGGUACGAGUGAUUCGGGUAGCGAGGACAACAUGACUGCUGGAAUUGAGGACAAUCUCCUCUUCGGAUUCGAGGACCCCAUGCAGGACUUUGAUUUCGCGUUCAACGCAUCAUUUAAUGAUAGCCUUUACUCUUGGAACACAAGUCUCCAUAACGAGUCGUACAUCGUCCUAGGCAUGUACCCUUCGGGGUACAACUUGCCUACUAUAGUGUUCGCAUCGAUCGUUGUCACAUUGUUGAUGAUUGUCAUUGUAGUAGGAAACAUACUCGUUAUUAUAGCAAUAGCUACUGAGAAAGCACUAAAAAACAUUCAAAACUGGUUUAUAGCCAGUCUUGCUGUAGCGGACUUUUUUCUGGGUCUGAUCAUUAUGCCAUUUUCUCUCGCCAACGAAAUAAUGGGGUAUUGGAUAUUCGGGUAUUUGUGGUGUGACAUUUACUCGGCGAUGGAUGUUUUGCUCUGCACUGCAAGCAUCAUGAACUUGUGCCUAAUAAGUUUGGACAGGUUUUGGAGCAUUACACAAGCUGUCGAAUAUCUUAAGAAAAGGACACCGGCCAGGGCGAUUGUCAUGAUUACCAUGGUUUGGCUACUUUCGGCGCUCGUUUGUAUUCCACCACUUCUGGGAUGGAAGAGGCCCAGUCCUGAAGAAGAAUACCCCAAAUGCAAGUCAUCCGCAACGCUGCUAUCGGUGUCAUCCAGUUCUAUUGUCGCUUGCUUUUGUUUUAAUAGACUAAAUGCAACAUUUAUUUACGGCAUGAUGAUACUAUGA
This is a messenger RNA of Belonocnema kinseyi, 1164 nucleotides long. Its product is annotated as alpha-2C adrenergic receptor-like. Gene Ontology annotation, cellular component: membrane. Gene Ontology annotation, biological process: adenylate cyclase-activating adrenergic receptor signaling pathway. Gene Ontology annotation, molecular function: G protein-coupled amine receptor activity. The coding region runs from base 1 to 1164 and encodes 387 amino acids. The record is from RefSeq and is a predicted model, not a curated record. The transcript has 2 exons. NCBI's taxonomy places the organism in Eukaryota, Metazoa, Arthropoda, Insecta, Hymenoptera, Cynipidae.